Molecule: messenger RNA, 13881 nt
Organism: Armigeres subalbatus
Lineage: Eukaryota; Metazoa; Arthropoda; Insecta; Diptera; Culicidae
Gene: Imp
Product: insulin-like growth factor 2 mRNA-binding protein 1
Exons: 9
Coding region: 699-2477 (592 amino acids)
Biological process (GO): regulation of gene expression; nervous system development
Cellular component (GO): nucleus; cytosol; cytoplasm
Molecular function (GO): mRNA 3'-UTR binding
Source: RefSeq, a predicted model, not a curated record
UCGUACGCACGGUUUUUUGAGUUUUUCGGUUUUUGCGGAUCUGUGACCUGCCUGAAAAUUUCGGCGUGGGGAGGCGCGCGUGUCCGCAGUUGGCAAAAUCCAGUUUUCGGCCAGUUCUAAAUUACGAUUAUUGUUUGGUUUUGUAUCGUUUUUAUUUUCGGGUUCAGUUCGGCGCGACAAAAAGCUCCGGAGCGAAAGCAAAAAUUUUCGCGGCAAUCCAGUUCGUAGCAGAGUUUUAUUAAAUCGUCCAAGUAUUAAAGUAAAUUAAAAAACAAAAAGUGAGUGAUGAGCAUUCAAUCGAUCAAAAAUCCAUUUGAAAUCACAGUUUCCUGAUACUACGUCAACCGAGUGAGCGAGAGCUAAGAAGUCAUUGUUAUGUGUAUUGUUGUUAAUGAAAGUUUAAACGAAAAGUAUUGAGUAUUCUAGCGUCGCACUCAAAACAAGUUUGACUAAACGCAGCGAAGAGCAAAAUUAAUCAAGUGCAACAAUAACAAAAAAGUUUCGCCAUCAACAUCGUAAAAAAAACAAACAAAACCAGAGGAAUAAACGCAUUCGCUUCCUAGUUGGGUCCACCCGCGCAUACAAAGGCAGCACACCGUACGCACACCGCGUGGUCCAUCCUUCUCUCGUCGAUACCCCGGUUCGCAGCAAAAAUAGUCAAAAUUUCGGACCACGAGCAUCUCGCCGACAGCCCGACGAUGGCUUCCAACCUGGACCAGUUCGCGGACCUGGAGCUGUCGAAAGAGGAUAGAGAGCAGAUAUUCGACCCGCCGCUGGAUGCGCCCAAAACGCAGAACGGUGCCAGGUAUGCAUCAGUUUCAAACGUAGAAGCUCAAGCUAGCGAGUAUGAUUACGCAACACCUUAUAGUGAGGGGUACAGUGAGGAUAACUUACCGCAGCAAGCAGUAAGCAAUAUUGCCAAAAUCGUCAUCAGUGGAAUACCGCAGCACGCCAAAUUCGAUGACAUCGAGCCACUGCUGAAACCGUACGGCAAGGUCGAACACUGCGACGCCGUCACCAGCAAGGACCCGACCACGCAAACCGUCCAUAUCACGUUCGAGAAUCACGAUCAGGCACAGAGAGCGGUCGCGGGUCUCAACGGAAUCGAAUUCGAGGGAUCAAACCUGCUGGUGGAGCUGUUCGACAACAAAGCGAACCGCCGGGGUGCCAGAAACCGUCCCCAGUACGCAGGUAUGCCCGGGGGCGGCGGCCCAGGACGUCAGACCGACUUUCCGCUGCGGAUGCUGGUCGCCAGCGAGAUGGUCGGUGCCAUUAUCGGACGCCAGGGCAGCACGAUACGACAGAUCACCCAAAACAGUCGGGCCCGCGUCGACGUCCAUCGGAAGGACAACGUCGGAUCCCUCGAGAAGGCCAUCACCAUCUACGGCAAUCCGGAAAACUGCACAAGCGCAUGCAAAAGAAUACUGGAGGUGAUGCAGCAGGAGGCCAACAACACAAACAAAGGAGAAAUUUGCCUGAAGAUUCUCGCCCACAAUAACCUGAUCGGACGGAUCAUUGGCAAGAGCGGGAACACGAUCAAGCGGAUAAUGCAGGACACCGACACAAAGAUCACCGUCAGCUCGAUAAACGACAUCAACAGCUUCAACCUGGAGCGCAUCAUCACCGUCAAGGGUUCGAUCGACAAUAUGUCCCGGGGCGAGAGUCAGAUCAGUUCCAAGCUGCGCCAGAGCUACGAAAACGACCUCCAGGCGUUGGCCCCGCAGAGUAUAAUGUUCCCGGGGUUGCACCCAAUGGCGAUGAUGUCCACGGCGGGCAACGGAAUGGGCUUCACCGGGCGCACUGGCAUGUACCCGGGAACCAACUACCCGAUGUAUCAACCGCCGACGGUGCCUGGUGCACCGCCCGGAUCCAGCGACGUCCAGGAAACCACCUACCUGUAUAUUCCAAAUAAUGCCGUUGGUGCUAUCAUCGGAACCAAAGGAUCGCAUAUUCGUAAUAUUAUAAGAUUUUCCGGUGCUUCGGUGAAAAUUGCGCCGCUGGAGGCGGACAAACCCCUGGAGCAGCAAACCGAGCGCAAAGUUACCAUCGUCGGCACACCAGAGGCCCAGUGGAAGGCGCAGUAUCUGAUCUUCGAGAAGAUGCGGGAAGAGGGCUUCGUCUCCGGCACGGAUGACGUGAGAUUAACGGUGGAAAUUCUGGUCCCGAGUGCGCAGGUCGGACGCAUCAUUGGCAAGGGAGGUCAGAACGUGCGGGAACUGCAGCGAGUAACUGGCAGUAUAAUUAAGCUGCCCGAACACACUACCAACACGCCAGUGGACGAGGAAACCACGGUGCACAUCAUCGGUCCAUUCUUCAGCGUUCAGUCCGCUCAACGACGCAUCCGGACGAUGAUGCUGGCCACGAACCCCCCGCCCGCAACCAACCGGCAGAAAGCCCAGAAGGCGAAGGAACAAUCGUCGACCUCGUCCACGCCUGCUGCCACCGCACAGCCGCCGUCGUCCAGUACAAGCGCAUAAUCAAAAUCUGCAAUCGUCGUCGUCAUCGUCGCUGAUGGCCGUCAGCUGCAAUUACCAGUGCCGCCCUCAACGGCACAGUCACCACCACUACCAACAACAACAACAACUACACAACUAACACAACAACAACAACUUCUACCACAUCAACAACUACUUCCAGUAUCAAUCGUAUCACACUAGAAGCGGAAGCAGCGGUAGGCCCUGCUUCACAACAUGAGUCACCGCAAUUUCGUUUCAGAGUGGUAGCAACCAACCCAACGCAAGAUAUAAAAAAACUAUUCCAAGCAGAAGGUUAUGCUCCGGAUUAGAAUAUCAAAUUUUGGUUCCUACACAGGAACGAAGCCCUCUCGGACCCCGAUCGGCUUCUGGAAGAAUUGUGUACCAGAAUAUCAGUCUUUAACCGUAGAAAUCUCUCUAGCUAAGCAAAACAUAUUUCGAAUUUAGGCACUACAGUUUAAAAUUUACAUUCCCAUCCAAAGUUUUUUCGCAUCAGUCAGCGCAAGCGCUGCAGCCGCAUAUUAGAAUGCAUUCAAAAUAUUGCUCUGCUUUAUACAACAGAAUGGAAAACUAAAAACCAAAAAUAUUUACCUUACUUUCUUUCGGAUUGAUUGAAAAAAAAAACAUAAAAUGGAUUCCGACCCCGUCGCUUUCUGUGGCGUGGCAGUGCCCACCGCAGUGGGCGGGGCUCGGAGUCACGAUACAAAAGCGUAGUUUCCAUUUGGGAACGAGAGAACGAGACGGAAGCGCGCGUACACGGUUGUCACACUGUUUUUUGAUAGCUUUUCCCAUCGAAGGAUCGAGGAUCGAGCGAAGUUUUUCGGGGGCACUAUUGCCCCUCCCCCUGCACGGUAAGACGUUGUAAUGAGCAUUAAGCAAGUUUGCGAGCGCGUAAGCGAAUGUUGUUUUUUUUAACUAGUGUUUAGGAAGAGAUCGAUUUAAUUAAGAAACCAAGCAAAAGAGAGAGAGAUUGCGUUCGGUGCUCUUUUCCGCGUAAGAGAAAGAGUGUUGCCAGUUUGUUGACGAAUGACAAGAAGGGGAGAAAGUGCCAAACAUUGCAAGAACGCGUUUAGAAAGAGAGAUGAAUGAACCGUCGAUUGCCUUAGAUUUCGGUGCUGACAGAAACACAGGAGAACUGAGAGGAAAGGUAUUGUUAGAGGUUAGAGAUUAAGGUAAAAUAGCAACCGUGGAGGAAGCGCACCAACCGUUCCGAUCAACCGACGGCGACGACGUCUUCAGAUUCUGGGGGUCGCAUUUGUAGAGAACAUCAAUACCUCAAUGAAAGUGCAUUACAGGUGACCGCCGUAGAUUGCGUAACGCUUGACUCCCGAAGCACUGGGCGACAUUUCGAUGUCGUCGGCCGAUUUCGAAAAGUGUUACGUGAUGUAUGUGCGGGCGCUUUACAAUCCAUAUGCAAAACUCAAAGGACACUAAUGCAAACUUACACAACCAUAAUGAGACAAAGUCAUCAUCAAGCUCACUGGGACUUGUAGUAGCGGAAGCCUCAAUGGCGUCAUUAUUCGUUAGGACAUUAGCCGAUAGAAUCAAGCGCAACGAAGGUCGCUGACCGCGUACCGGUCGGACGGCUCUAUUGUUUACAUUUUCCUACGGUGAAGCAAUGCAAGAACUCACUCACAAAACACUAGACGAUGAAAACUAUACGUUUCAACUUUACUCACUCAAAGGUGCAUUAAUCAAUUUUUAUUAACUUGUUGUUGAACAUAAUUCUACUUGUUGAAAGCUAUAUUUUCCCAGUAACUAUUUUCCCCCAUUCCCCCACCCCCUACAGCAAUUGAUGGGAUUCAGCAAUUUGCGAGUGAGCAUGGGAGCCAGCGAUAAACUUGUUGGGCGCCAAUCGAUUUUCGGUUUUUGAACAAUGCUCUUGCGAGAAUAAGGAAGGAAAUCGCAAAAGAAAGCACUUUUCGUAGAUUUGCCCUCGUUCAAAUAGAAGACCAUGCAAAUGAUUGACGUUGACGAAAUUUAUGCAUUGUUAGUUUUAUUGGAAAAGGGGUAAAUCAUCGCAUAAGUCUCCUUUGCGAUUCACACCCUUGUCCCAGCAAGAGUCUAAAUAGACACUCGCAAAAUGUCUGAUGAACAAGCUCUCAAACUAACCUCAUAACAGCUGUUUAACUUAACGUCACUUAACUGUUGUUUAUUAUUCUUGUUUUCUAUUUUUGUUUUUAUAUUAAAACAUCUGCUGGAUAACCUCACCACCUUACAGAACCAAUCGUAACAAUAAAACAAUCAAACUACACAUACUAAUAGAACCUCUAACAUAUUAACCAAACAAUAGAUAGGACACGUACCUCAACGAGCAAGCAAACAGAAUCAAAAUAGUAUAAAGCGUUGAAUUUUCUCCAUUUUUUAACUUUAUUUGACAUUUUUUCGCAAUAGUUAGAACAAAAAAACCGAAUCCACAACGGCAGUGCUGCCAACCAGUUUUUUCAUCGCACCUAACCUCAGCACUCGUGUGUUCAACAAUGACAUGCAACCCGACUAAAAACUUUCGAACUUCAAGAUCUCAUUCGGACUGGUCGUGCUGUUGCCGGUGACAGCAGUGAGGCCAGUUCGUCGAUUCCAAAUUUAUCGAAGCCUUUCAACCGUAUUAAAGAAGUAGCCUUCCACUCGUAUUAGGAGAAGGUGCAGCAAGCUAGCAGAUAGACACCGGAGGACUCCAGUUUAGUAGUAGACGCAAAAUUUACGCAUUUCUUUGGCAACUAACGACAAACAAACUUUCAAAAUCAUUAUUCUGUGGACUGACAAGGAAGCAACAAGACACUUCAGGGAGAGAGGGUUUACCAAAAUUUGCACAGGCGCAGCAAAGGAAGAAAAACGAAACACAAACCCGUGCAGACAACUUGUGAAGCGAUCAAAAUUAUUCUCAAAAUUCGACAAAACAAAAAUCAAUUCUAAUAGCAACCAUUCGUGACUGAAGAGCAGAAGAAGAAAAAGAAAAAAUGUAACUCGCAAAAUCGCACAUUUUUCGUGCGAGAUGCGUGUUCAAUGUCGGGGCUAAAAUCAUACAAAAUUCCCACAGUAGUAUCGGCACAUAGAGCGAUGAGAGAGGACGAGGGAUGAUGAGAGAAAGCAGGAGAAGUCGAGGAGAGUAGAAACCGAUACCACACGAGAUACUUUUACCUAAAACUUAGGGACAUAAGAGAAUAUUAAUGCUCGAAAAUCGAGCGCGUUAAGCGACAAAAGAAACUGAAAACAAAACAGAGAGGGAAUCGAAAUUCGGAGAAAAAGUGACUAAAAUCAAUUGUUAGAUUUUUUUAUUAUAUAUAUUAUAUUGAAAAUAUACUAUAUAUAUAUUUGAGAGGGAAAAGCAAAAAAGAGUAAAAAAGAAGAAAAAGAUAUUUAGCUAAAAAAUUUAAUAUUUAUUAAAUCCUAGAGGCUAUAAUAUCGUUGAAUAUUUGUAUAAAUACAACCGAACCUUGACGGACGUGAGCAAGAGCGAUCAAGAGGGUCAGCUAUGGUCAAAAUUUGAAUUUAGAAACUUAGAACGUACACGCCUACAUAUUAUUUUCCUAUUAUUUUUGUUUAUUUUCGUAGAUGUUUAGGUUUUGUUGUUUACUUUUCGUGUUGAAAGCGGAAAGACGUGAAUCGUGAGGUUAAUGCGCGCGUUAUUUAGUUGUGCCAAGUACACCGCCGUCAAACGGAUUCCAUUCGUUUGUUUGUUUUUUGAAAAUAUGAGGAAAUGAUGGUUGUGAUAUUGCGAGAGCGAGAGAAAUGAAACGAUCACACACACAUACUUACAAGCAGAAAAAAAAUAUUACACAGUUUGACAGUUGCAAAAAUUGUCCAGAAUGGAGGAAAAGUGUUGGCAUUUUACUUCUACGAAAGACGCAACUUUUGUCUUGGAAAGCGUCGAAUUUUGACGUUGAAACGACCAGUUUUGAUCGUUUCCCUGACGGAGGUCGCCGAGCUCGUACAAAUGCUGACCUUGGAUUGACAUUUUUUUCACAGCACACUGAGAAAGUUUUUUCUUUCGCUGUUGCCGUUUAGAGCAGCUGACAGUUUUUCUCGAUUAGGUUUGUUGACAAACAAUUUUGUUGACCACGGAUACACAAACUUUCGAUAUAAAUACUUCUUCCGCGGAGAAACGGACGGCCAAGGGCGCUCAAGCGGACACAAUGUGCGCAAUUGUCAAGUACGAAUGGAUAAAACAGAUGAAAGCGCCACCGAUGUCCGAUUGUCUGCUUACAAAAAAAUUACUUCGUAGCUGAAAAGGGAGACGGGUCGUUUGGCUGAAACUCAUUCGCCUAGAAGCCAAUUUGGACGCAUGAAACAUGGCCGAAUGACACGUUUGGCUGAAAGUCAUCUUACCGAGCCGUUCCAUUUGGUUUUAAUUGGACGUUUGGACGUAAAGGUUGUUAGGCCGAAAACCGAUCUGGGAGAAAGCGACUUACGACCGACUGAACAUUUGGACGAAAAAGUCGAUUGAUCGAAUGAGUCAUUUGACCGAAAAUAUCAUUAGGCCGAAAUUGUCGUUUGGCCGAAUAAGUCAAUUGGCUGAAAAAGCCGUUUGGCUGAAAGGGUAAUUUGGCCGAAAUUGUCAUUUGGCCGAAUGAGUAAUGUGAAAGACGUCUCUCUUCUCAUUUCCCCCUGAGUGAAAAGUGAGAAUCGCGGAAUGAGGAGUGCGCAGUGAGAAGUAGGAAAUGAGACUUCUCACUUUUCAUUUCUCACUUCUCAUUCCUCAUUUCUCACCUCUUACUUCUCACUGUGAAAAGUAAGAGAUGAGACGUGAGAAAUAAGAAGCGAGAAAUGAUAAGUGAGAAGUGAAAUGUCUCACUGCCGACUUUUAAUUCAGUGAGAAAUGAAAAGUGAGACGUCAAACGGCAUUUUCGGUCAUAAGGCCGUACGGCCAAUUGACAUUUGCGGUCAAAUGGUCAUUUCUGUCAAACGACCAUUUCGGUCUAAUGAUAUUUUCGGCCAAAAGACAUUUUUGGCCAUAUGAUCUUUUUGGCCAAUUCUCAGCCAAAUGACCUAUUCGGCCAAAUGACCCGUUGGGUCAAAUGACCAUUUCGGCCAAAUGACCUGUUCGACCAAUUGUUAGUCAUAUUUCCUAUUCGGCCAAAUGACUUAUUCGUUCAAAUGUCCUAUUCGGCCAAAUAAUCAAUUUGACUAUAUGACCUGUUAGCUCAAUUGUCAGCCAAAUGUCCUGUUCGGCCAAAUGACUUAUUUGGCCAAAUGUCCUAUUCGGCCAAAUGUCCUAUUCGGCCAAAUGUCCUAUUCGGCCAAAUGUCCUAUUCGGCCAAAUGACCUAUUCGGCCAAAUGACCUGUUCGGCCAAAUGACCUGUUCGGCCAAAUAACAUAUUCGACCGUAUGACCGUUCGGCUGAAUGAAACUUUCGUCCAGAUGGGUUUCAACCUAAUGGAUUGUCUGGCCAAAUGGUACAAUCGUCCAAACAACUUUUUCCAAAUAGCUUCGCCCUUUCAUCCAAACGGCCCUUUCCUGCGAAAAAGAGUAACUAUGGCAGAUGUGCUGCAUUAGGCAUCUGUUUCUUUGCGCUUCUUCUAUAAUUUCCAAAACAUCUUGAAACAAAGUUUUCUUUUUUGCUUUGUUUAUCUAUCCUAGUUUAUUUUUAAAUCUGAAUUACAUCGAAUGAAACACCCACAAACAUCAUUCGCUGAAUGCUUUAUAUUGAAUGCGGAAAGAACGAACCUUUUUUUUCGUGGUACAAAUUGAAAUAGUACAAACCGAAGAUAGAUGGACAAUGUUCUUUGUGGGCGGAAACUCUUAGUCCAACGGACAUCAGAUUUUUAAGUUUAAUAAAUUGAUAUAAAAAGGCAACAUUUUACAAGCAUUUAUGGAUGCCACAGUAGCUUCCGAUGUCGUUAAUAGCGACUUAUCUGUCAAAUUUUAUCAUUCUUUUGACAUGUCACAAAACGAACGUCAACAUUUGAAUAGCAAACUGUUGGGAAUUUAUCCAGCGGUUCCAGUAACGAUUUUUUUUAAUUUAAUUGCAAUGAUAACAAUUGAAACAACAAAAAACAACUAAACGAACAACAUUGGCAGCAGAAACCAUCUGAUUGACAGACCAUGAGAGAAAAUAAACAACAAAACAGAGAUAUAGCCCCCGAGUAUGGAAGACCAAUUUUGAGAGGUCAACAACAACAAAUACAAAAAUCUAACAAUGAUGAAUUAUUCCCCGAACAAUUACAGAAAAAAAAAUGACAACAGAAACAACAACAAACUGAUUGGAAAACGGUAUUAAGUCACUCGAGAAGUCCCAUGAAAAGAAGAUACAAAACAUGUUAACUUUGGCAUAACACAGCACUUCACAACGUUGGAGCAAACCCAUAAACAAUAUGACGAAAUGAAUAAACAAAUCACGAAACAAGCAAAGCCGUAGCGGAAAAGUUUCGAACUAUAAUUUGCACUACCCACAUCUUUAGAUUCAACUACAUGGCUACAUGCUACAACUGAACAUAGACAAAAUCACCAUUUGCUUUUGGCAUAUUUUAUGAUGUAAAAAAUAAACAAUGAAAAUCGCAUUUCGCAUCUCGAUAUGAAGAAAAGAUUGAACAAAAAAAAAAAGAAUUUUGAACACACAAACACAUAACCGAAGCAGAGUAGGCAAGGUGAUCGUGAAUCGUAUAAACAAAUAGACAUAACCAAUUUCAUUUUCCUUGAAUCUGUAGAAGCUAAAAGAUUAGAUGAAAUGACACGUAAAUAUAAGCGCAUCAAGAUAAAUGUUUCGAUGCCUGGAUAAAAAAAAAGUUUGCACUAGCAUUAAUUUUAGAUAACCUAACCACAAAAUUGAGACUCAAAAUUAUAGCAAACAUGUUUGAUAUGUGAACCACACAGAUAACAAAAAUAAUAAUAUAACCCAAAAAAAUCAUAUAAUUGGUAGGAUAUAGGAAUAAUUUUUGGCAACACUGUACGGCGCGGUAUAAAAAAUCUGACAUUUCAUAACCGACACACAUAGGCACUUACAGAAACCGAUUGCUUUGAUCGGGAGAUCGUUUUUGAAAUCAAACAAAAACAAGAAGAUGAAUUAAAAACAAUUGAGGUCACCUUGUCGACUUGGGCAGUCCGCGAACGGGAAAUCCGGUUUCCUCGCUUCUCGUUAGUACAUGCAUCAAAUAAAGAAAAUAAUAAUAAAUGACAUUUUUAACACUACUUGGAUCGAAAACUUCCUGAUACAGACACAAAUACAAACAAACAAAAAACAAACAUGCAUAUUAUAUUCGAUGAUUGAGACAAGUAACUAUAUACAAAAUAGAAAACGUUUGAUGAAAUAGAUAACACGGAAUGGAACAUUCUUACCUCAUAUUGAUAUAUAGAACAAAAUGCGAGAAAAUAUUUAGGAUUAAACAAGCAAAAUCUCACAAAUACACACAAAAGGAAAAGAAAACCCAAUUGUACUUUUGAAAUGAAACGCCAGACCACAUGGAAACAUCCGCCAUUUCGUUCAAACACACACACACUCACACGCAGGUUUGGCUGGACAUUUAGGCAGACAUUUCUCGAUUCCUUUCGCGAAACCAUAUUACUCUCCCGAGGCAAAGCAGGCCAGAAUUAAAUACACGGGGAAUCCGACACAAUCGCCACACCCACCCAGCAGCACCACAUUCGGAAAUUCGGACAUUUGUUUGUUUAUUUUAUGAUUCGGUUUUGACAUGCGAGAGAGGGAGAUAACCGAACAUUGAACGUAACACAGGAAGGAUGCAAAACAAAAUGUCAUAUUCGGAGUAAACCAUGGGUUUAGAUUUGAUUAUUGAUACUACUUCUACUACUAUUUAAUGCUACUACUUCUAAUACUACUAAAAUCUACUACUAAAAGAAGAAGAAAUCAUGAAUUCUACAAAACUAUUUUUUGUUCUUUUAAAAAGAGUACAUUUCUAAAAUAAUUUCGUUUAAUUUGAAAUAGAAUCAUAAGUCUUUUUGAAGUGGUGAGAAAUACUAUAUUAUGAAAUAAAACUAAAUUAUAAACUACUAAAUGGAUAAAAAAAAUAAUGAUUGGAUCGAUUAUCAAAAACUACUAAAGCUAUCGAAAAAAAAACGUAAAUUUUAAGUUUAGAUAUCGCGCGAAGAAACUACUAACAAAGAUUACCAACAGAAAACAUUUUCAUUCACAACAGCUCAUUUGUUUGCAAUUCGAUCGUUUCCCUUAAACACACUCUUCCACAUAAAAGCAGCUGCGCAUCCAUCACUUGUUUGACGACCGUGACGAAAACGUGAAAUUAAAAUAAAAACACAAUCGCAGCACCCCACCCACAUCGAAAAAUACCAACAGCCUACUUCGGGAGAGCUGUCAAAAGGCUAAUCCGAUUGAACACUGGGGAAAAAAAUCAUGCAUGCAAACUCACAUCCAAACAAAAGCAGCCACGGAGUUCACGCUGCGCUACAAGAAUAUAUAGGACUAUAGUUAUCUUCGUUUUAUUUAAGUAAUUUAACGCGACCCCCACCCCAUCCCGCAUCCUUGAAUCCUUCCAUAAUCCGGAACAAAACACAGAGAGUUACAAACAUACAAAGAAAAUUGCGACGGCACCGUCACCACCAACACAAGGAGACUGAACUACAACGUAAUUAAGUAGGUGGCGAUUCUGGAGCAUCAUCCCCGCACCCGUUCAUCUCCUUCCCUGAUUCCUCCCAAUGUCCGUUUUUGUUUCCUCACCAAGAAAUUACCCCCCUCCCCCCUGGUUCGCCGUAUUGUAAGCGAAGAGCAAAACUUUCUACAAGCAAAUUAUUAGUAGCAGUUGAAUUUUGAAAACUUUCAGCAUCAACACCACCAGCAGUAGCAUGAGUCUAAAGAAUAAUAAAAAAAAACGAGCCCAUUAAAGAGAAAAAAUAAGAGAAAAUGAGAAACGUAAAUUAUAAUAUAUAUUUUUAUUUUUAUCAUUGUUUAAUUAUUAAAACAAACAAAAAUACAGAAAUGUUACGAAAAUUAGUUAUGAGUUAGGAUAUAAUGCAAAUAUUGACAUGCCUGUGUGAUAAUAGUUUAUAAUCUUGUCAUUAUCUGUAUUUAUAUCUUCCUCAAGAAGAAAAAUUACUAUAGUUUUUGUGUAAAAAUGAAUAAUGUGUUGAAUAAUGUGGAAAAUGAAUCAAUAUUAUUGCAUAAAGAUUAUAUUUUUAUAACUUUUUUAUUCUUAUUUCUAUUCUAACACCGACACAAAACACAAUCAAGCUAUUAUGAUCCAAAUUUUUGUUUUGGUUUAUGAACAACAAACUUAACACGCCACACAAACACACAUACAUGCAAACAAAGUAAACCUGUCAAACUAUCCUAGGUCAAACUCAAAUCAAAAUAGCAGUAAUAUUUCAAACCAAAUCUACAGUUUUAUUUUUUAAAAGCUGUUGACACGCAACCGCCGAAUGUUUAUAUUUAUAUACACCCAAUUUCAAAAGCACACACACUUGCUCAUAAGUAUCCGCACCGCUGUUUUCUCUGUUACGAAACGGCAGUGUCUCCAAUAGUCAAUUUAUUUUUUUUACACGCACACAUCAAACAAUAGAUUACUUAUACACUUUACCAACCGGACUUACACUCAUCCAUAAACACGCCACCCAUAUCCCAAUAUUUAUAUAAACGCCACACACCAAACGCAUCCCCAAAUAACCCACACAGUACGGUCGCAGUAGUAACCAUGGAAACAGCAAAUCAACAAACGCCUCCACCUCCGACAGAGAAACAGAGCAGAAAUGCCAAACAGCUGGAACACUCAAAGCAAAAAUAACGAUCAUUUCCGGGAAAUCCGGCCCAUCUAAAAUUCGCACGUAAAAGUUCAUCAGUUUAGAAUACGAACAUAUUUUCGUCUUAAAAUCCAACCCAAGUAAUCGCUAUAAGAGAAAAAUACAUAAAUUUCAAGAAAAAAAAACAAAAAACAACAACAAGAGAAAGAAGAACUACCUCAGAAACUUAAUAUAGUGAAAAUACGAAGCAAAAGAUUAAUUUAAAGUAUAAAAAAACAACCUAUUACACAAGUUGAAAGUGAACGAGAAGAAGGAAGCGGAAGGAAAAAUGGGCACUUAUAUAUAUUAAAUGUAGUUUGUAUUUAUAUAGAAUGGAAGUAAACAGAGACCGGAAACAAAGAGCAGAAAACAGAAUUCUCAUUGUCCAGCAUGCCACCAGAAAGCCAGAAGCAGUUAGAAAUCCUUCAUAGGCCUAUUUUCUUUCUGAUUUAGAGUGGAAGUCUGAUCCCGAUUUGACCGACACGUUUCGUCCUGCCGGACGCUUUGAGAUCCGAAUAUCUACCCGAAUACCCUUAGCCCCAGCCUGAUCUUACAUUGACUAGCAACGUCACUGUCAUUCCGAUAACUGGAAAGUAUUGAACGUGAAUGCCAAAUAAAGAAAACUCUGCUGAGUCCAAGUCCAAACUGUUGUUUAAUUCCAAAUCAGCCGUUUCGGUUGGCCCGAACUAUCCGGCUGUCGAGGCGUCCGGCGAGUUUGAAACGGUAAGGCAUGUCCGGAUGCAGCAGUUCCGCAGAGAAAUGAACCCGGGAAGUCCAUUUCUACCGUUACGAUUUAUUUUUAGAUGAUUUCGAGCGUUUCCGCACGCGAAUGAAUGAUUAAGAGGCAAGAGAUACUCGUCAGAAUAAAACUAAAAUGAGAAAUGAUGAAAAGAAACCAACAUGAGGCGCGCGCGCGAAUAAAAAAGAAAACACCGAUGCUUCUUUGACCAAAACUGCUUUCAACAAACCGAGAAGCCCCCUCAAUUUGAUCUUGUUGGAAAAAAACAGUGAAAUAUAAAAAAAACGCCGCGCUUUAUAUUUAAUCCACAUUAUAACUACCACCAAUGCGAAAUUCAAAAAAUAUAAAUGACCUUUAGUACCUAUCGAGUAAGCACCUAUUUUUGUUUAAUUUUUUGGCAACACACUGAAACAGAACACUUUCUAUUUGUAACCCGUAAGCAAGACCAACGGAUCCCACAAUUUGAACCAGUAGACUACCGAGGAAGAAGGAAGGAAUAGAAAGAGUGAACGAAAAAGUAGUAGGAGAGAAAAUUACUCGUAGAGAGGAGAGAGAGAGAUCAGAAAAUUACCCCAAAAAAAUUGUAAAAUUGCGGAAAAGUUAAAACAAAUCUACCAACUACCAGCUAAAAGAAAUAGAAAGAACGAACACCCGUGGAGAUAACAUACCGAUCGAAAUUGGUCCCCAAAACACGUACACACAACCCAAACACUUUCAGCGUAGCCACAGCCCCGAAAAUAUACACGUUUUUAUUUCUGUAAUUUCCACUGUUUUCAUUGGACCCUAACUGUGCCCCCCCACUAAAUGAACGAUUCAUCUCUGCAUGGAGACGAAGUAGAAUUUACCCGGCGUGCAGAUCUAAUAGCAUAGGCAAAGAGGAAAUCAAUCGAGACACACAUUUACAAUAAACAAGAAAAUAUAGAAACCCGAUUUUUUUAAAUGAUUUUUUUAAUUUUUCUGAAUAAAUUUAAUUUUUCAAAAAAAAAGAA